Molecule: messenger RNA, 2223 nt
Organism: Colletotrichum graminicola M1.001
Lineage: Eukaryota; Fungi; Ascomycota; Sordariomycetes; Glomerellales; Glomerellaceae
Exons: 3
Coding region: 1-2223 (740 amino acids)
Biological process (GO): regulation of actin filament polymerization
Molecular function (GO): protein binding
Source: RefSeq, a predicted model, not a curated record
AUGGCGGAUGUAGACGUUGCGCCGACUUUCGGCACUGAACUCAAGGACGGCUUCAAACCCGCCAACGCCUGGGUGGCUCAUGGAAUAUCAUGGCUCGACGAAAUCCAACAGUUUUACCGCGAGAGAAGCGCCAUUGAAAAGGAGUACGCUGCGAAGCUUCAUAGCUUGGCCAAGAAAUACUUUGAGAAGAAGAAUAAGAAGUCGGCGCCUCUCAGUGUUGGCGACACGCCUGCCAUGACACCAGGUUCCCUCGAGAGCGCUUCUUUGACAACCUGGUCCACGCAACUCACCACCCUCGAAGCGCGAGCUGACGAACACGACCGAUACGGAAACAACCUUGUCGCCCAAGUGGCCGAACCCCUCAAGUUCCUGGGCACUCGCUUCGAAGAGCUGCGCAAACGCCAUGCCGACUACGCCAGCAAACUCGAGCAUGAGAGAGACUCCCAGUAUGCCGACUUGCGGAAAACGAAAGCCAAAUACGAUGCUGCUUGUCAGGAGGUGGAAAGCAAGCGCAAAAAGUCCGAAUCGGCCUUUGACAAGGCCAAAGCGCAGAGCGCGUAUCAGCAGCAGAUACAUGACAUGAACAACGUCAAGAAUACCUAUUUGAUUGCCAUCAAUGUUACAAACAGGCAAAAGGAACGCUACUACCACGAGUAUGUUCCCGAGAUCAUGGACAGCCUGCAGGACUUGUCCGAGUUCCGCACCAUGAAACUGAACGGCCUGUGGACCAUCGCAUCGCAGCUGGAAGCUACCAUGCUGCAAAGCAGUAACGGGCUGAUGGAGAAGCUCAGCGCAGAGAUCUCCAGAAAUCAGCCUCACCUUGACUCGAUGAUGUACAUACGCCAUAACCUCGGCGCAUUCCAGGAGCCUCCCGACAAGGGCUUCGAGCCUAGUCCCGUGUGGCACGAUGACGAUCAGAUGGUUGUGGACGAACCGGCCAAGAUUUAUCUCCGAAACGUUCUCAGUAAAUCGAAAUCACAACUGGGAGACCUGCGCAGGGAGGUCGACAAGAAGAGGCGGGAGGUUGAAAGCAUCAAGCGCGUAAAGCAACGAGUCAGGGAGGGUACCGAGAAGAAAGACGAGGUCAUGAUUGUCACGCAGAUAUUUGCACUGCAGGAAGAACUUCACGCUGUCGAUAGGCGGAGAGUCACCGCCGAGGUCGAGACCUCUACCAUCACCUCGGCCGUUGGUGACGUAACGCUAGGCGCGAAGAACCACAACUUCAAGGCGCAAACCUUCAAGAUCCCAACCAACUGCGACCUGUGCGGAGAGAGGAUAUGGGGCCUCUCUGCAAAAGGCUUCGACUGCAGAGACUGUGGCUACACAUGCCACAACAAGUGCGAGAUGAAGGUUCCCGCUGACUGCCCGGGCGAGCAGACCAAGGAGGAACGAAAGAAGCUAAAGGCCGAACGGCAAGAAGCCGCUAAUGCGCUCCUGAGGCCGGCGGCAUCCUCACCUACCAACGCUUCGGAAUUGCCGGCGUUGACGAGGUCGAACACAAUGAACUCGCUGAGCUCGGGAUACGCACACAGCGCACGUCGGUCGGUAACAGGGGGGCCGGCCUCGCCCAUGGACGAGGCCCCCCCAGAGCCAUCAACCCCUCGCCCGCCGGCUCCUGCAUCGACUGUGAGCUCUAGCACCACCCGUAAGAGGGUUAUGGCGCCGCCUCCGGCCGCCUACAUCAGCGAGCUUCCUGGCAGCGCGCCGAACGGAUUGGGUUCAUCGGAGCAGCAGAAGGGCAAGAUGCUCUACACUUUUGAAGCUAGCGGUGACGGAGAAGUUUCUGUGCCCGAGGGUCGCGAAGUCACCAUGCUUGAGCCCGAUGAUGGUUCUGGCUGGAUCAAGGUGCGCGCUGGUUACAAGGAGGGAAUUGUGCCAGCAAGUUACAUCGAAUGGACAGCAGCCCCCGCGUCGCCAAUGGUUGCACAGAACACCGGCGCGUCCGCACGGCCCGAAUCGAUCUAUUCCAACUCUGGCUCCUCGAUAGGAACGCCGGGAGCGGGAAAAAAGAAGGGACCAGCAGUGGCCCCAAAGCGCGGGGCCAAAAAGCUCAAAUAUGUGGAAGCAUUAUAUGAUUACACGGCGCAGAGCGAUACAGAGCACAGCAUGGCAGAGGGCGAGAGGUUUGUGCUAAUCAAAGAAGAUCCCGGCGACGGUUGGGUCGAGGUCGAAAAGGGCGGCGUGACGAAGAGCGUGCCCGCAAGCUACGUACAGACAGUCUAG